AUGGUAAGAAAACGGAAACUGAGCACUCGCAUUGCUCAAGCUCGCGCACUAUUUCCGGAAAAAUUGCCUUCGGCAGAGAUUCAAGAAGACCUUGGUGAUGUCAUCCUUGAUGACGAUCCAGAGCGAAGUCAGUUCGCUGAAGAGCUCCGGCAACAGACCUUGGCAGCCCUGAGUGCGUGGUUGCGACGCGCGGAGGUCUCCAAGCAGCCAGCUGGUUCCCCGCAGUCUGCAUGGCCUGUAUCACCACGGCAGGUUCGAAGCACAAAGGCUACUUGCGCUGCUGGCACGUGGACUGAAUUCGUGCGAGAUACCUUGCACGAAAGAUUAUCCGAGUGCUUGACAUGCGCCUGGACACAUACCUGUGGGGAAGCGAGCGGCGAGCCACCAAACCAGCGCUUACGGAGGAUCUGCAAGACGUUGAUCCGCACGCACCGUUCGUUCCUAGCCCUACAAGUGCAAGUGCAGCAGGUGGAGGCAAUGCAUCAGCAGCCCAGCGAGCCAAAGAGAGGGCACUUCGCGACCACGGCAGCGCACGAGUUUCAUCUCGAGGACUUCUGGCAAAGCUACAAGUGCAGGCCCUCAACUAGCUGGGCAUCUGCACCCGUAGUUUGCAGUGCGUCGGACACAUGGGACUUGCAGUUCCGCGGUAAGAGAUCGACGCCGAAACCAGAGAUCUUUGGAAGUUGGACUUCCUCCUUAUUCGGUGUGCGGCCCUCCAGCAGAGCGGCCACAGCUCCCGGAGGUGCCCGCAAAGAUUUCUCGUCGAUGACACGGCCUCAAAUGUCCAUGAGGUGGACUUCCUCGCUUUUCUUGGAUGGUGGCGACUCUCUGGCGUCUACUUGGGCUGAUCUGCCAGGACCCGCUGCCGUAAACGAUCUCGAUGAGUCUGUCUUGGACCUACAGAACAUGGACGUCUCCACCCGUUUCGGUUGGUGUUGCUAUUUGCGAGAGGUGGUGAACUCGCCAAUGAUUCUGGCAGAUCCUGGGAUGUUGGACAAAGUUGAAGGCCUGGACGAGUUGCCGGUGAUGGACGCACCGCUCGAACAGUACAUACACGCGUGCAGCAAGCUCGGCACACGACCACGGCCACUGCCGUUCGUCACGGGCCACUCGCCGAACCUUCACGCAGCAAACCACAGCCUCACGGACCAGGAUUUGUUGAGCCUUCUCACCUUGACCAGGCAGGUAGAGCUUGUCGAGGAAGUGGAUCUGUCGGACAACGCAAACCUGACUAACAGAGGAAUGAUGCCGUUCCUGCGAGAAGUCGGUGAGAAGAAGACAUGCCUUUCCUUGCUGAACUUGAGCCGCUGCCGAUCAUUGGGUGAAGCCUCCAUCAACCUGCUCACCUCCAUCAUGAACCAAGGCGGCUUGGGUCUCCUGUGGUCCCUUGAGCUGAGUGGAAUCGCGCUGCCCAUGGGCUCCGUGCGCCCUCUGCUCGAUGCCAUCGGGCAGCACCCGACCCUGACCAAAGUGGGCCUGGCGAGUCUCGGAAUUGGGCGGCUUGGAGUUCGCAGCGCCAAGAGCAGUCUCAGCUGCCUUUUUCAAGGCUACUUGCUGGAGGAGGUCGACUUGGCUUGGAACACCUUCGACAGUGCAUCUUUUGCGCAGCUGGGCCGCUGCUUGACAGCUGCGGUGAAGCUUCGCACUCUGAGCAUUGCUGGAUGCUCCAGUUCAUCGCGUUCGACCCGGGACCUGCCCAUCGAGCAUUUUCUUGAACAGCUGCCGAAUGCCCAUAAAUUGUCUUUCCUGAACAUUACAUUCAACCACAUAGACUUCCGUGGCGCCUUCAUCCUCGAAGACGCAUGUGAGAGUUUGCGGUGCCUGAAGCAGCUCGUGAUCGUCGACAAUCCCCUUGGAGUGCUUGGGCAGCGUUGCCUUUUCCGGCUCUUGGCCCAGAAGACGUCGGGCUUGGAAUGGUUCGACUGCGAAGGCUGCGCAUAUGAAAGUGCCUCCUUCAGUUUGGACAAGGACUCGAAGCAGGUUUUCUGCCCACAAAGUCCGUCGAGGCAAUUUGAGUUGGAUCUGGCUCGGCCUUACCAUCGAGCUCUUCUGCGGCGCCUCUACAAGACAAGUGAGCGAUUCAGAAUCAGACCAUCGAUUUCCUUCGGACAGCUGAAGAGCUCCACCGGGUACCAGCAUCCUCACAAGAAUCGGGGCACCUGGAACUUGGCCACAGGAGGAGAUCUCUCUGUAAAUUUCCAAGUGGAUGGCAUAGGCAAUGAGUCCUUGGAGGGAGCGCGGUUUUCAAGCUUCGACGGCUACCUGGUCCAGUAUACACGGAACCGUCGAAUCAAGCCUGCUGUGCACAAGGUGGUUCCCCUGCUAGCACUUUGGAGGAGGAAUCGCUUCCGAGCCAAGGAGCAAGAGACCAUGCUGCAGUGCCUGUUCAAGGACUUUGUCUUGUCUGUGGAGCAAAUCCGGGCUUUCGUCUGGGCCAGUGCA
This is a messenger RNA of Symbiodinium sp. CCMP2456, 2442 nucleotides long. NCBI's taxonomy places the organism in Eukaryota, Dinophyceae, Suessiales, Symbiodiniaceae. The record is from the annotation of a GenBank genome assembly.